This is a messenger RNA of Cannabis sativa, 1063 nucleotides long. RefSeq names its product transcription factor bHLH131-like. Gene Ontology annotation, molecular function: DNA-binding transcription factor activity; protein dimerization activity. The transcript has 2 exons. Lineage: Eukaryota; Viridiplantae; Streptophyta; Magnoliopsida; Rosales; Cannabaceae. The coding region runs from base 117 to 734 and encodes 205 amino acids. Gene Ontology annotation, biological process: regulation of DNA-templated transcription. The record is from RefSeq and is a predicted model, not a curated record.
UAUAAAACCCCCUGAUAUUUGUUUUCCCCAUUUAUAUACACAUAAACCGAUAUAUCAGAUUAUUACAUUACCAAUUAAUUAAUCUUUGGUAUUAGUAUACAUUUUCUUUCAUUAAAAUGCAAAUGGUUCAAGCUGGUGGGCGUAACACAUCAAGGAGUUAUUCAAAGCAAAUUGUUGCCUUCAAACACAGCGAGGCCGAAAGAAUUAGAAGAAUGCGUAUCAAUAGUCAAUACGCCACUCUUCGUACUAUUCUCCCAAAUUUGAUCAAAAUGGACAAGGCUUCGGUCCUGGCAGAAACGAUAAAGCGAGUGAGGGAGCUGAAGAAGGCAGUGGAGGAAGUGGAUUCUGUUUGUGGUGGCACCGCCGUCCCGAGCGGGGACGAUAGCCUGAGCUUGGAAUACUCUGGAGGAUUAAAAGAAGAAGAAAAAGAUGGUCAAGUGUUUAUAAAGGUGACAUUGAGUGUUGAGGACAGGCCAGGGCUGAUGUUGGAGUUGAUAAAUGCUAUAAGAUCGGCUAAGGGUAGUGGGGAAGUUGGAUUAAUAAGGGUGGUCAAGGCUGAGAUGGUCACAGUUGGUGGCAGGACCAAGACCCUGCUGUGGCUGCAACCAAUGCCUCCGCUGCCUAGCUCAGGUAGCGGUGGCGGCGAUGGUGAUGGUGAUGGUGAAGGAGUGUUGGUGUUGCUUAGGAGGAGUUUGAGGUUAGUUCUUGCCAAAAAAGUUGAAGUGAAAAAUUAAUAUGGAAAAGGCUAAACUUAGUAUUAGACAUGUAUGUAUGUAUGUAUGUUGGUUUCUUAUUUUAUUGUUAGUUAACUAAAUUAUGUGUUUUAUUUAUUUAUUGUUUGGACAACUCGAAGAUACUACUUCCUUAUUUAUAUUAGUUUAGUAUACAUAGGAUGAAAUUAAUUGGACGUACAUCUACACUUAUUUUAGUUUCAAAUAAAAGUAAUAUAUAAUAUAAUUAACCCAUGAUCGUGUCAAUGGUACUUACACAGUAAAUUAAAAAGUGUAAUGUAAGCACAGCAGGGUGACAUUUUUGUGUAUUAAUUUAGUACUGAAUUAUAUAA